AUAUAAAUAAGGAUAUACGGUAUUGUAACACAAUUUGCACUUUGGAAUAGUACAACGGAUCUCGGAACAUAACGAUAUGAUGAGCUUAUGCAAGUUUAUCUCCUUUAAACUUCAUUGCGUAUUGAACCGAUUGGAUGUUAGUUGGAUUUGAACUCUUUUUGUCGGUAUCUAAUGGAAUGGUCGUCAUAUAUAUCACUAUCACUAUUUGACUAUGACCAGAUAAUCAGAUACGGACAAUAUUAAGUUGAAAACAGUUGAACAAAGUGGAUCGUUAAUUAAAACAAUAUAGCAAUAUUUGCCGGAAAAAGAUCUUCGUUUUUGAGAAGCUGACAAAUAACGCUUUCCUUUCGAAAAGUUGACUAAUACCAACAGAGCUUUGGAAAAAUCUUCUCAUUUCAGAACUCACUUUUUGUUUGUGAUUUGGAGUAUCUGUAAAGAUGUUCAUCAAAGUCAUCUGUGUUCUGUGCGCCGUAGCGGCAGUAUCAACAUAUCCAGCGGAAAUGUUUGGAGGCCGAAAUAAUGUAGCGCCAUCAACGGACUUCUUCAGUAAUUUCAUUCCGAAAGGAAUAAUGAGGAACAUGACCAGUAAUCCCAUUCUUCAGUGGAUCCCAGGCUUUAUAACCAAGACCAUUAAUGCCGCCAGAGAGAGAAAGAUGAUGAAGCAGAUGCAGCAAUCUAUGAUGACUGACGUUGAUAUGGGCGGUCUUGGCGGAAUGAUGGUGCAGAGCCCUGGAGGAUCAACAGGUUUGUCAUUAUCUAACAGAGGUGGUCAAGGAUUUGUUAUGGCUACUGACAACCCAAUGACUGACUACCUGGCUGGAAGUUUUGGAGGAAUGGCAGAUGGGAUGAUGUAAACCACAGAAGACUUUAACUUCACUUGCCUUCUCGACCUUUAGAUAUCACCACCUGUGUUGAAUGAUUGUUGUAGUUUCGAAAUGCAUUUAAAAUGCCUCGGUAGUUUUUUGUGUUUAAGUGAUGAAAUAAUUAAAUCUAAAUAUAUUUGUGGUAAUUUAUAUACUUAUUUAAUAAGUAAAACUAUGUUAAAAUAAAUUGGAAAUGCAAUAUUUUGAAGCAAUUAUGUCACCAAUGUAUACUUGUAGGUUUUGGUAUUGGAUAUGUAGUGCUCCAAUUUUGUUGAAAUAAAACAUGCAAGACUUGGUGAGAUUCUACCGAAUAAUUUUCGCAAAAGACACGAAAAACGAUUGUCUCUAAAGAGUCAUUUGCACAUAACCUCAUUAUCUGUCUACGCAUGCACUUAUAUCAUAUUAGCAUAUUAGACGUAGAUCAAUAUAUAUAUAUCAUUGAUCUGAUGUAAAGUACACAUCAUUAUGUGCAUAUGAAGUACAUCAAUGGCAAUAACCUGUCAACAUAUGUGGAAAUAUACCUAAAAUAAUUGGUCAUAACAGAUAGUAUCCUAACUAUAGAAUUUGGACUAAGUCGCGUUUGUAACUGAUGUAUAGCUGAUACUGAAAAGACACAACUAGCGAUAGUGAUGUAGGUUUUCAGACGUUUGUAGACAUUGAACUGGAAUGAAUUCCAUUGAUGCAUUAGUACACAAAGAUGUUGAUUAUUUUAUUUAUGUCGAAUUUAUUGUUGGAGUUACAAAGUUCGCUAAAGACUGAAAAUGGUUUUCAUUCAAUGUUUGUACGUUGUUUUGACGAAAUAUUCGUAUUUCUGUUCACAACAUAAAACAAUUUUAUGCAUCGCGGUAACACACAAUAUUUACCGAAGGUAGAGCAAAUAAAUCGCUUUAUUAUGAUGAAUAUCUAAAACGACUUAACCAUGCACGUGAAGUGCCUGCUGUCAUGCUCAAGUAAGUGUCUAUCUGAUUUUCUCUACAUAUCUGUAAGCAAUGUUGACCAUUUGCUAAAAAUGUUGUAUAAGUAUCCAUUAUUAAAUUACGUAUUUAGUAGUGCUAAUACCCUUGUUUAGUAAAUUGAUAUUUGUUUAAGAAUUAAUGCUGAUAUCAAUAUAUCACAGGAAUAAAUAAUAAUACAAUA
Molecule: messenger RNA, 2000 nt
Organism: Pecten maximus
Lineage: Eukaryota; Metazoa; Mollusca; Bivalvia; Pectinida; Pectinidae
Exons: 3
Coding region: 438-854 (138 amino acids)
Source: RefSeq, a predicted model, not a curated record